AUGGCUCUGGCGGCUCCUCCCCACGUAGUCUUGCGUGCUCUGGCACCGGUCCGCCGUGCACCCGUCCGCCGUGCACCGCCACCACCGGAGCGGCCAGGGCCUGGAGCCGCCGUCAGGAGCUGUGCCGUUGCCGUAGUGCUGGGCGCUGCAGCUGCAUCGCCGCGACGGCGGGCUGGAAGCACUGUCCGAAGAGCAGUCCUUCUCGACUCUGUCGCAGACGCGGCAUGCUUCGGAGGCACUGGCGCGAGCGACCCCAGGGAUUUGCCCCAGAAGGCAGAUCCCGAUGCGCCGCCGCGAGGCUCCCGGGCGCUGGAUGAGCUGCCAUAUCUCAUUGGCAACGCGUUCGAGCGACGACUCGCCGUCACCUCCCGGGUGACUGGAGAGUACGAAGCCGCUCCAGCGCGCCUUUGGGCCGCCCUCUCUGGCGCAGAAGGAGGCUUGCAGCAAUCGUGGACGGCAUUGCAGCUGACAGAAUGCUAUGGCAUCCCUUGGCCUCUGCAGCUACAGGAAGUCUCAGGCCAGUUGGAGGCCGGCUCCGAUAUCUCCGGCAUCGUGGGGGCCUUCGGCCAGGAGCUGCGCCGCUUCCGCUGGAAGGUCCUGAAAGCCGAGUUCGUUGAGGCUGCUGGCCACCUCGAGAUGUUGGGCAGUGUGGAGGAAGAGGACAACGCUUUCUUGCACACCAUCCGCGUUACGGGCGCCACUGACAGCAGCGGAUCCAUGGUGGAGUCAGAGAUUCGUUACGCACCAUCACCUCCACUGCAGACGCUGCUAAACGCCCUGGGAGGGAGGGGCUCACAGACUGCCUCUCACGCCUCCACCCUGCGGAAGCUUGCUGUUCUGGUGGAUGGAGACGUGGAGUUUGAUUCCAAUCUCUUCUACAACCGAAUCGGUCGGCUCAUCGACCUUGUCGCCCCCUUCGAAGAUGGUGCUCGGGAGGCCGUUGCGCGGCUCGCUGGCCUCGACAAGGGCGAGGCCCGCGUCUUGGAGCUGGGAUGUGGCACCGGUCGCUGGGCGCAGGGCAUUUGCACCAGCCGCCCCUCGGGCGUCGCGCGUUACUUGGGGCUAGAUUCCUCGAGCACGAUGGCAGAGGAAGCUGCGCGGACCCUGGGCCCGGUUCCGAAUGCCAGCGUCGUCCAAGCCGAUGCCCGGCGGCCGGGAACGCUGAAGGAGGCCUGCGACACGAUGCUGGGCGGCCUGCCGGAUCGCAUAGUCGCAUCGUACAUCUUUGACAUUUUCGAUGAGAAGGAUCUGGGGAGAGUUUUGGCACAGUGCUCCGAGCUGCUCAAGGCCUCUGGUGGCCUGCUGGCUGUCACCAGCGUUUUUCCAGGGAGCGGGCUCAUGGAAGCCUGGGAGGCGAUAUGGCAGAAGGUGCCCACAGUGGUGGGUGGCUGCAGGCCGAAGGACCUCGCCGCGAAGCUGCGGAGCUUCGGCUGGGAAGUCGUGUCCACGGAGGUGACAGAUGUGCUGGGAUAUCGCUCGCAAGUGGUUCUUGCCAAGCCCCCUACAUCAUGA
Molecule: messenger RNA, 1512 nt
Organism: Symbiodinium natans
Lineage: Eukaryota; Dinophyceae; Suessiales; Symbiodiniaceae
Source: the annotation of a GenBank genome assembly